This is a messenger RNA of Dothidotthia symphoricarpi CBS 119687, 2221 nucleotides long. Its product is annotated as Glycosylphosphatidylinositol:protein transamidase, GAA1 component. The record is from RefSeq and is a predicted model, not a curated record. The coding region runs from base 257 to 2221 and encodes 654 amino acids. The transcript is spliced from 2 exons. Gene Ontology annotation, biological process: attachment of GPI anchor to protein. Gene Ontology annotation, cellular component: membrane; GPI-anchor transamidase complex. Lineage: Eukaryota; Fungi; Ascomycota; Dothideomycetes; Pleosporales; Dothidotthiaceae.
AGUCGCGUGCAGAGGGGUAAGCGAAAGAUAUAGGAGCGUAUGCGCGCGGGAUUAAACUGCGGAAACGACGGCAUGGCAGUUCGCGACGGGGUGUAAUACAGAUGGGGAACAUGUGCAGGCGCGUCGAGAGAGGAAAGUACCAUCUAGGGUCCAGCGCCGCUAGCGCAUGUCUUGACCACCAAGACGGCUGCGAGGGAUGCGAGGGCGCCGCACACGACACUCGUUUUCCCUGCGGUGCAAUUGAGAGGCGGGCAGCAUGGCUCUGAUAUCAUCGAUAUUGGCGCUGCGGAGAGAUGCCCGCAUCCAGAAGAUCCCACCUUACCUCUCCGCCUUCUGCAUCAUCGUCGGCAUAGCAUGGCUCCUCGUCCUCCCGCUGAACGAAUACUCGCGCAAGACGUACGUGUCUGAGAAUGCCCUGCUGCCGGGGCAGGUGCACACGUACUUUACAGGCAGUGAGCACAACGUCUUCCGCGCAUACAGACAUGAGGUGGAUGCGCUGUCUGGUACGAGUGUGGAGGAGCGAACACGCCGACUGGCAGAGAUAUUUCGCUCGCAGAAUCUCAAGGUCGCGACCCAAAAGUACAACUACCACGUCUCGAACCGCACCAUCGCAAACGAAAACGUAUAUGCUAUCCUCCAAGGGCCCCGUGCCGACGCUACAGAAGCCAUUGUCCUGAUCGGAGCAUGGAAGAACAUGGCAGACGAGGUCAACACCUCGGGCGUUGCUCUGGUCCUCACACUGGCCCGCUACUUCAAGCGCUGGAGUCUCUGGAGCAAGGACAUCAUUUUUUUGGUGUCAGGGGACAGCACGAGCGGGCCGCAAGCCUGGGUCGACGCAUACCACGACGGACACGACGAGCGUUAUGUUGAAAGCUUGAAGAUCAAGAGCGGGGCAUUGCAAGGUGCUGUGGCUGUCGACUACCCUGCUGGGCCAUGGGGCCAUCGAUACGACAAGCUACAUGUUGUGUACGAUGGUGUGAAUGGCCAGCUUCCAAACCUGGAUUUGUUCAACACGGCUGUGCAAGUAGCAGGCGGCCAGAUGGGAGUCGGUGCCGUCAUCCAGCGCAUGUGGAAACACACAGACACAUACCAGGAGCGCCUCACGACGAUGCUCCGAGGGAUGGUUUCGCAAGGAAUGGGCCACGCAACGGGACCACACUCAUCCUUCAUCCCCUACCACGUCGACGCCAUCACGCUUGUCACAGUCGGCGACGGAUGGCAUGAUGAGAUGACGCUGGGGCGAAUCAUCGAGUCGCUGUUCCGCAGCUUGAACAAUCUCCUCGAGCACCUGCACCAGAGUUUCUUCUUCUACCUGCUGCUCCAGGCCAACCGCUUCGUCAGCAUUGGGACGUACCUCCCCUCGGCUAUGCUGAUCGCCGUCAGCUUCAGCAUCACAUCAAUCGCGCUGUGGGUGAAGAGCGGGCGUCCAAGCGAGCCUACUGCGAACUUUGCAUCCACAAACCCAGAGAGCAAAGCCGCCUCCCACCCCAUCCCAUCACCGUCCACCUCGGAAAGCGUAGAAGACGAUUCCACUCCCGCAAAGCCCUCAGAAUCCGAAGAACCCCCCACGGCCGAAGAAACACAAAAACCCGCCGACCCCCCAGUCCUAAUCCACACCCCCUCAGGCUCCCUCUCCCUCCUCCCCGCCCCCUCCCUAAAAAUCACAGAACGCCACCUCCUCUUCCCCCUCCUCUCCGUCCUCCUCUCCCACCUCCUCGGCCUCCUCCCCUUAUACCUCUUCAACACCUGGCCCGCCCCCUCCCUCCCCCCCCUCUACCUCACAGCCGCAAACCUCACCACCCUCCUCCCCCUAGCCAUAGCAUACUUCCUCGUCCUCGAGGCCCCGCCCACGCCCCAGCAAACUACCCUUGUACAAUGUUUCUCCCUGCUACUGCUGGGAAUGUGCCUCGCCGGCCUGGCGACGCUGAACUUUAGUCUGAGUUUCCUUGUUGGGGUGUGUACGGCGCCGUUGAAUUUCGUGCAUAAGGCACGGAGUAAAGGGGGGAAUGUGGCGCAGUUGGCGGGGCUGAUGCUGGUUAAUCCGCUGGUGGUGGUGCAGGUUGGGACGCAAUUACUGGGGGGGCGGAUGGAGGAGGUGCUGGUCAAGGCUGCGGAGGGGUGGGUGGUGUGGGGACUGUGGACGCAGGUUGUUGUUUGGGUUGUGUGGUUUCCGGCGUGGGUUUGUGGGGCUGUUGUUGUUGCUGUGGGGGUGUUGGAGUGA